Molecule: messenger RNA, 4843 nt
Organism: Oryza brachyantha (malo sina)
Lineage: Eukaryota; Viridiplantae; Streptophyta; Magnoliopsida; Poales; Poaceae
Exons: 3
Coding region: 478-4302 (1274 amino acids)
Source: RefSeq, a predicted model, not a curated record
CCGCCGCCCCGCUUUCCUCUCCUCCUCCCUCUCCCUUCGCUGCGAUCGCCAUCGCCGCCCACCGCCCGCCACCGCAGCAACCAAAUCCGCCUCCUCCUUUCCACCGCCGCCGAAAGCGGCAGCCCAGACCGGUAGUGGUGCUACCAGCUCCCUUGCCACCGCACGCGCGGGAGGACUCGGAUGCAUACGUGCAGGAGGAGGAGUGCAUCGGUUUCACGCUUACGCCACUGAUUUGACCCGGCGGCCGACCGCUUCCUGCUCUGGCUUUUUCUCCUCCUCCUCCUCCCUCCCUCCCUCCUCGCGCCGCCCGCCCCCUCCUGAGAUGGCCUGAUCGCGUCGUCAGCGAGACAGCAAGGGGAUUUCCGGCGGCUUUUUUCUCUUCCGCUCCUUGCAACUCUUCCCCGAUCUCGCCUCGCUUGCUCCUGCUCUGCCUGCCGGUAAAUAAGGUUUGUGCUGGAGGCUGAAAGAGUGCAUGCCAUGGCCCUUAAUACAAAACAAGUUGCCCUGUGUUUGAAGAAAGUUUUGAAGUCCUCCAUUAAAAAUGGCUAUAGAUGUCUUUUGGAACAUCCAAUCCUUUUGACAUUGGGUGUUUUGCUCUAUUUAUUGUACAGAUCUUCACCAGGGUUAUUUACUUUCCUGCUUUCUUCUUCUCCUGUAAUUAUAUGCACUACUCUUCUUCUUGGAAUCCUACUUAGCUAUGGGGACACGAACCUGUCUGAGAGUGAUGAAGAUAACCAGACCUCUCCAGAGAUUUCAUCCUGUAAGGUUGGAAAACCUUCCAGUGAUUUUCACUUUGAAGCAAGCCAGAGAUUACCGGUGCCUGAAUUGAGGGAAAAUACAGUUGGCUCCAAAGAGAGGGAAAAUACAGUUGGCUCCAAAGAGAGGGAACCUAAACAGAUGGUUUGUAUCAGCGAGAGGGCUAGUGAGCAUAUUGAGUUGGAUGAUAAUGUACCCCUUCUGAGAAGGGUUGAGCAUGAAUAUAAUAGAUUUGAUCAGCACGAAAUACCUGCAGCAUUAACACCAUUCCCGUCUAUGGUCAAUUUUCAUCAAGGUGCUGUGGUUGGAAAGGACUUGAGCUCUAAUCAGGACGUCUACUCCAAAGACUUGUUAUCCAUUAAGGAUAAGGCUGAUGGCCACACUAGCCUUUUUAAAGGUGUUCUGAGUGGUCUGGAUGAGAAAGAUGCAUCCUUUGGCAUUUUCUCGACCAGUAAGGAUAUUAAUGGACAUGGUAAAUUGGAGGAAAAUUUGGAUCAAGAAAUAGCAUUAACAGAUUCAUCAACUAGCAGAAUGAGAGAUAUUUCUGAAGAGAAGCCAACUGAAGGGGAAGCUGGAACCAGCACAACAGCUUGUGCCAUUUCCGUGCAUCAGAGAGAAACACUUGAGGAACUUAGGAUUAAUACCAAGGAUUUUGAGGACCAUCUACUCGAUUCCUCUCUUGGCUCACCAUGGGCGAGAGUUGGUAGUGAAGAUGGAGUUGGUAGUGAGGAUGGUUCAUCUGGUUUUGACUCUGAUCAGGCUGAGAGUUCUUCUCCUGAUGCUUCAAUGACUGACAUUGCUCCAAUUCUUGAUGAGAUUGACCCGCUCUUGGGUGCCAGUUCUACUCGUCCUGAUACAAUUUCAAAGGAUGAUUCUGACACUGAUUCACAUGUUUCGUCACAGGAUCAUCAAACUGAUGAUGAUAGUAAUGAUGAAACUGACAACAACGAUGCUAAAGACAAUGACGAGGAAAAGAAGAAAGAAGGAAAGGAAGCGGCAUUUAUUUGGACAGCAGAUGAUGAAAAGAAUCUGAUGGAUCUUGGAUAUUCUGAAAUGGAAAGGAACCGCAGGUUGGAGCUUUUGAUGGCCAGGCGAAGAUCCAGGAAGAACAUAAGAUUUGAAAUUGACAAUAACUUGAUGGAUAUUGAUAAUAAUGAUGGUGGGAGGAGUAUUGAUGGCCUGUCUCGCUUCCGUGUACAAGUUCCUCAUAUUUUAGUUCCAAGGAGGAAUCCGUUUGAUCUUCCCUAUGAUUCAGAAGAAGCCACAAUUCCUGGCUCGGCACCCUCAGUUCUGCAUACAAGGAAAAACCCAUUCGAUCUUCCGCUUGACCAGUCCAAUGACGGUGAUGUUUCUGCAGAUAAUAAUGUAACUUCUGGAGAACCAGUGAAAGCUUCUCUCCGUGACAUGUUUUUCCGAAGGCACGAUAGCUUCAACAUUGGAAGAACAGAUGCUACCCAGGAGAGAUUUUCUAGAUUCAAGCCGUAUUUUGUCCCUGAGACAGUGGAAGGGCGCACAAGUAAUUUCCAAAGACAGUUUAGUGAUAGAAGUGAGUCUAAAUUGAGUUCUAUUACUGAAUCUGAUAUGGCCUCUUCAGCAGCCGAUCAGGAGGACCACAAGGACCUAGAUGAAAAAGACUUGCCCAAGGAGUAUGAGUCUCCAGCUCUGCAGAGGCAGGAUAGUGACCUUGCAGAUGUUGAAAGUGAAUGCUCAGAUGGUAUCAACUCUGUGGAUGUUGAAUUAGACAACAGUGACAUUGAUGACCGUGAGAUUGCUCUACAACACUUUGUCUUUGAAAGAUCACAGGAAAGAGAAGCAUAUCUUGCCUCAACAAAAGGAAAGGGUCCUGAAGAAGAUUACCUGCUCAAGUCAGUUGGGAACUCCAACACACUUCAUCCGGUAGCCGACCUGCUUAUCUGGGAAGAUGGAGAUGGUGAAAGCAGCCAUGGUGCUAACUCUUCUCAUAACACAGUUGGAUUCUCAGACUGGGUUUCACCCCCCAGGCCAACAGGGCAUGAUUCAGGAUCACAGAACCUUCAUGAGUUUCUUGACACUGAAGUUGCAUCAAGUUCAAACACAGCCAUUCUACGCGCAAGAAAUCCAUCUGAAAAUAAUGGAAAUGAUGAUUUCAUAUCCUAUUCAAACAAUGAAAUGACUUCAGAUAACCUGGUUCAUGGGUCCAUGGAGUUGCCACCUGAAUUUUGUAAUGAAACGCUGCCAGUAAUAUCUAGGGACCUGCACCCUAUUCCUGAAGAGAGGGUUGUCGAGAACUUCAGUGUGCAAGAAAAGCAUGAAGCAGUAAUCUUUACUGAUUCAGAUGCUGCCUUGACUGGGUUUCAUGUAAUUGAGGAACACUUUGAAGUUGGAUGUGAAGUAAGCCCAAGCUCUGAAGUUGUUCCAUCAUGCCUUCCAAGUGAUUCCAUCCAAUCUCCAUUACUUGAGACUAAAGAGAUAUCAAAUCCAUUUAUUUCCAUGGCUUCUGAACCCAACAAUAUGGAUAUGGUUAAUUUGAAGGAAGAAAUAACUGCAGGAUAUCCACUUGAUUCUGAUGAUGACGCUGAUAAAAUCUAUCCUGAGCCCAUGGAGGACAAUGUAAUUGAUGAAAGUUUCCUGUCAGAACUGGAUGUGGUAGGAGAUUUCCGUGUAGAAGCAACAAGAUCAGACCAGCAGGUGCCUGAUCUUGACUCCCACGUUGAUGCCAAUGGUGUUGCAGAAAGCUCCUUGAUUAGUCCUCAGACUUCAAGUGACACAUUUUCAACCAUGAAAUAUGCAUUGGAUGAUGACCUAAAUGGCACCAGUCCUGAAUUUAGUUGGUCAUUAGGAGCACCUCAUGAUGACCCUGAGCAGACUGUCUACAACCCUAGGCGACGGAUUCUUGGUGCAAGUCCUUUUGAAGAAACUAACACAGAGAUAAAGCCACCAUUUGAUGAGAGAGAAGCAUCUUUAGUCAGUGUACCGAUAGAAGCACACUUGGCAGUUGGAUCUAGUCAGGUGGAUGCUGCUAGAAAUGAGCCUGAGUUAACUAAAACGGAUACAGAGAUGGUUAUUCUUGAGGCCAAAUCUCUAGAGGAUAUAGAGACAGCCUUUAAACAAGCAAGUGAUGGUCUUGCUGAGUCCACUGUGGACACCAAAACCCCGCAGGUCUCAGUUGUUAAUAUUGACCCAGAGUCCAUAGAGAGUUCUAAACAAUUGGAUGUCAUUGAUGCAAAAUCCGUUGACGACAUAUAUGUUGCUUCGAAGGAGCACUCGAGUCUUGCUGUCAAUAGUUCCUUUGAAGAAAACAAAGGCAAGGAAUGUGGUGAUACUGUAAAAUUCACCUCGAAUGAUGAGCUUCUAGAAGGAACACAUAUUGAAGGUAACACAGUUGGAGAUGGUACAGAGCCUGAACCAAUGGGGACUUCCAGCAACAUGGACACUAUUGAGGCGGAAACCAUUCAUGACAUUGACGCAGUGUUCAAGAAGCUCUCUGAUGGCAGUGCCAAGAGUAUUAUCCAGGCAGUGGAGUCCGAAAAUACUUGUGAGGGGAGUGAUGACAGUGAACAGCACUGAAUGAUGCCACAGAAAUUCUAGGAAGGAAAGAAGGAUGUCAUCGGAGGACAUGUUACCAAAUGAGGGCAUAUCUUUCAUCAUUUAAAGGUGAAGAAGCUAAUUGUGGCUUUGUGGGUUACUCCUUUGAGCUCCAGGGGUCUUCCCUAUAAUUUCGUUUCCGCAAAAAUACGAAGUUUUGCUGUAGAUUUGUGGAUGCAUUUUUUUCCCCCAUGUUUGUGGUUUUGAUGGUUUGGUAUUGAAUUUAUUUUUUUGUCUUUUUAGUUUUGCCAUCUUUGGCUUUAGUAGCAAGAGCUGUAUCUUUUUCCCUGGCGGUAUGGUGUGGUGACAAACAGAUAGAACAACCGAUUCUGUGAUGUAAUGUAGAUUUCUACUAGUACCAUCUGAUGGAACUGAGAUCCUUUGAUGUAAAGGAGAGCUGGUGCGGUUGAACAUUAGAGAGAAAUGUUUGCUUUCAAUGUGUACUCGAGGAGCUGGUUUUGCUGCUGUGAUAGAAGAUCAAAACAUUACAGUUUGUCAUAUUUUUGCGUUGUGUGCAUGAUUU